UACCAUUUUGAUUUGGUUUCGUUUAACCUCAGCAAAAAUCAUGAGGAUUAUUCCCUAAAUCUCCUUUUCCAUUUUGAUAAAGUGAAAAAUACAUAAAUAAAAAGAACUAAAGCUGAUUAUUCUCAAUAUUGAUCGGAUCAAUUUAGCAUCCACAUGAAGAUUCUCAUUUGCUAUUUUCGUUAAAUCUUCGUUAAUCUUUAGGUCUCAAGCCAUUUAUGCAUUGUAAUUGGCCCUUUUUGCAUGGGAAAUAUUAUGUCUGCUUCUUCAUUAUCAUCUACUCCUCCUUCCUCAUGGCACUUGAAUAAUUAUUCUGAAUUCUAUCCUCCAUAUUACUGUGUCAAUAUAAAGCCCAUUUAUAUACAGAUCUUUUUAGCAUCUUGGAUUUGUUUAAUCCUUUCAGCGGCCGUGUAUUAUCGCCUCAAGAAAUUCCGAAACCAGAAAAUCGUUCCUCGAAUUGAAGUUUCUCGUACCGGACAGGUUCUCAAGUUUGAAAAGUUCUCCCAUUAUGUAGCUAGACAAAUGGGAUUUGCAGACAGGAGAGAAUGUCCAAUUCUGUGCAAGCUAGCUACUGAGUACAUAAUAAAAUCAGAAGGGUGUGAAGAAGAUAUGUACAACUACUUUGCUAUUGAACCAGAUGCUGAUUCGCUUUUUAUAAAGCUUGUUGAGGAGUUUGAGAGAUGCAUACUUAGUUACUUCGCUUUCCAUUGGAGUCAUGUUCCUUAUAUGAUGAGCCAGGUACUGAGUGCAGAACAUUUUGAGCCCAAAAAGAAGCUCCAAAAGAUUGUCAUGGCUGCUACGAGGGAACAAAGAUUUGAAAGGGUGACAAAGAAUCUGAAGGUUGCAAGAGUUCUUACUACCUUAGUUGAGGAGAUGAAAGCAAUAGGGCUCGUUUCUUCAGACGACUCACACUGCACAGAUGUGAUGGUUCCAAUGGCUCACAAAGAUAGAAGCCCUGUCCUCCUGUUUAUGGGUGGUGGCAUGGGGGCUGGGAAAAGCACCGUGCUCAAGGACAUUCUCAAAGAACCAUUUUGGAUUGGAGCUGCAGCCAAUGUUGUUGUGAUAGAAGCAGAUGCAUUCAAAGAAUCAGAUGUCAUUUACAAAGCUCUUAGCUCUAUGGGACAUCAUGACAUGCUUCAAACUGCUGAACUGGUACAUCAGUCAUCAACAGAUGCAGCAUCAUCCCUGCUUGUGACAGCACUGAAUGAAGGAAGAGAUGUGAUCAUGGAUGGCACACUCUCAUGGAUACCCUUUGUGGUGCAGACCAUAACCAUGGCCAGAAAUGUUCACCGGCGACGUUACCGAAUGGGUGUUGGUUACAAAAAAGAGGAGGAUGGAAGAGUAACUGAAAACUACUGGGAACAGAUUGAUGAAGAAGAACAGGAAACUGAUGGCACUAGAAAGAGAAGACCUUAUAGAAUAGAAUUGGUUGGAGUUGUUUGCGAUGCUUAUUUAGCUGUCACUAGAGGCAUAAGGAGAGCUAUCAUGUGUAGAAGAGCUGUUCGGGUAAACUCACAACUGAAAUCACACAAGAGAUUUGCUAAUGCAUUCAAUACAUACUGUCAGCUCGUGGAUAAUGCAAGAUUAUUUUCCACUAAUACUUUGGAAGGCCCCCCUAAGUUGAUAGGAUGGAAGGACAGAGACAAGACAUUGUUGGUUGACCCUGAUGAGAUAAAUGUGCUGAAAAUGGUAGGGAGGUUGAAUGAUGGAGCUGACUCCAUUUAUGAACUUUACAAGAACCCUCAUCCAGCUUAUCAAUCUGGCUCAGUUUGGAAAGACAUUGUUAUGUCACCUUCUAGGUUGAACAUUCAGAAAGAACUGAAAUAUUCCAUUCAGAAAGUUGAAAGCAUGAGAACCUGAGUGACUGAACAAGGAUUCUUCGAGCCUCCUUUGUACAUUUGAACUUAGGGCUUUGGGUUUUGGAGACCCACAUUCUACCGAACGGAACUGAGAGACUGAAAUGCACUCAUCAGCUAACUUGACCCCUUUCCUUGUUUGUUUUGCUAGGUGAAUCUCUAGAAAAGCCUUCCUCGUCAAUAUGGUGAAGUGCUGAAGCCUUGUAGCUUUUAGUUGAUCUCAUAGAGUUGUACUAGGUUUGAAAUGUGAAAGGUGCUGUUCUUUUUUAAAAAAAAAAAAAAAAAAAAAAAAAAAAAGGAAUAUGAAAGGUGCAUCAUGUUGAUUUAGAAAUAUUUGUCUUUAUUUUAUUUUUUUUUGCGUAUAACAAUGUCUCAAAUAGUUGGUGUAUGUUACAAUAACGAGGAGGUUGGAAAAGAAAUUUUCUG
This is a messenger RNA of Capsicum annuum, 2279 nucleotides long. Its product is annotated as calmodulin calcium-dependent NAD kinase-like. Gene Ontology annotation, molecular function: kinase activity; ATP binding. The record is from RefSeq and is a predicted model, not a curated record. The coding region runs from base 241 to 1857 and encodes 538 amino acids. Lineage: Eukaryota; Viridiplantae; Streptophyta; Magnoliopsida; Solanales; Solanaceae. The transcript has 8 exons.